CUGAACAUGCUAAACUGUCAAAUCAGCCACUUGCAAAUUGGCGCCAAAAGUGUUCACUGUGUUUGCUUGACCGGCGUGUGAUCUGUUCCGUUCGAGACUUUCCAACCGCAACGAUGGCCACAAUCAACGAUUUGCCAAACGAGCUGCUCCUGCUCAUCUUCCGGCUCCUCGGGGAAACCGCCAACGCCCAGGCCGUGUCCAGCGUGUGUCGCCGCUGGGACCAGUUGAUCGUACCGACGCUUCGACUGCGCAUUGGCUUGUACGAUGACGGAGACCGGGGCGUGCGCGACAUUUUGUGCCGAUCUUCCCGUCAGUACGAGGCAGUGGCUCUGGAUUUUCCUGAAAGUUCCUGCGAGACGACGGAUAUUGGCGACCGUACCGGUUUGUGGAUUUUGGCACGGUUUAUGCACGUUACGGAUGUUGAGCUACGCUUUUACAAGUACGAUUUGAAGCGGAUUGUGCGGUUCGUGGACGCUUUGGGUCCGCGUGUGCUGUUCUUGACCAUUUUUGCGAACAAUGUCCAAGACGACACCGGCUUGGAAUUGAAUUUGACCUCUCGUAAGGUGGUCCUCUGGCAAACAUGGAACACUUGCAUUUCGUAAAUUUUAACCAACUGCCAAUGCAAUUUUACGCCUGGUUCUUUCGCAAAGUUCCUAAGGUUGUCCGCUUGAAGGUUUCCAUUUGUUAUCAAGGCGAUGUUAUCAUAAGCCACUACGCGGAUCACCUCGAAAGGCUGGAGAUUUUUCAUCUUGACUAUGAGAAGAGCUUCAACCACCUGAAAUGUCCAAAAUUGACGCAUUUGUCCAUGCGAAUGGAGACUGGUUGCGUUUCCGCCCAUCCAAUCCCGCUCGAUCAAUUUUUCAAACACGCGCAACGGCUUCGUCACUUGGAGCUAUUUACCGAUUGUCCCUGCCAUGAUGUUGCUCGCACAGUCGUCGAUUUGCCGAAUCUCGAAGUCCUGGCUCUACGAUCUGAUCACUAUGUUCCAUUUGAUGACCGCGUCAAGCUUCCGGCUCUGAAGAAACUGUUCUUCGGAGGUCGCAUAGAUGAUGUCCCGCAGCUACCGGCGGUUCGCUAUCUGUUCCUCUACGGACUAACCGGCGAUCGGAUCUACUCCCGAUUCGUCCAGCGAGCUCCGAACCUCACCAAACUCACCGUGGACCAAGAUGCCUUUCUCGAUGACGAUGCGAUCGUUUGCAUCUGCAACGGAUUGCCGCAACUGGCCGAUUUACACCUGAAGAUACACUCGGCCGUAGAACUAACCGAAACAGCAUUCGGUGCGAUUCACUUGCUCACGCAGUUGCAGCGCUUUCACAUAAGCUUCGAAAACAUCUCCAGGCAGGUCUGGCUCGGCGAGUGGUUCAAGCGAUUGCCAGCGCCAACGGUUAGCAUCGAAAACAUGCACUCUCAGUUCUUGCCCGUGGUCAUGCCGCUGGCGGAAUUCGAACUGCUGUUGGCGAAUCUCCGAACGCGCGUUUUGACGCUGAGGAAGAUCUUCGUUGCCGUUUGGCAUCGCACCAUCCGGCAGGAAGUGGCACGCGUGCGGCCGGAUUUGCAGUUCUUUUAUUUGGAGCCCGUGGAUACGACGCUGUUUGGGUAGUG
This is a messenger RNA of Culex quinquefasciatus (southern house mosquito), 1602 nucleotides long. RefSeq lists its product as uncharacterized. The record is from RefSeq and is a predicted model, not a curated record. Bases 581 to 1600 code for a protein of 339 amino acids. The transcript is spliced from 4 exons. Lineage: Eukaryota; Metazoa; Arthropoda; Insecta; Diptera; Culicidae.